Camelus dromedarius (Arabian camel) is the source of this 8398-nucleotide messenger RNA. RefSeq names its product ERBB receptor feedback inhibitor 1 (gene ERRFI1). The record is from RefSeq and is a predicted model, not a curated record. Gene Ontology annotation, biological process: negative regulation of epidermal growth factor receptor signaling pathway; regulation of keratinocyte differentiation. Bases 5614 to 6987 code for a protein of 457 amino acids. NCBI's taxonomy places the organism in Eukaryota, Metazoa, Chordata, Mammalia, Artiodactyla, Camelidae. The transcript has 3 exons.
UAGCUUUGAGCGUGACGGCGUGAAGUUAAAAUAUUUUCCUUGCUGCCUCAGUUUUUACCACCUACAAAUGGGCCAUCAGGUGCCAGGCGCGGGCAAGGGGAGGAAGGCCCGGAGCCCCGUCCCCGCUGCGCUGGACCACACGCUCCUCCUGACUGAGACCUUGAGCUUAGCUGCAUGUUAUUAACUUAAUAUAACACAUUUUUAAGUCACCUAUGCUUUUUUUUUUUUUAAAUUGAAGUGUAGUUGAUUUACAGUGUUGUGUUAGUUUCUGGUGUACGGCACAGUGAUUCAGUUAAUACUUGUACAUGUAUCUACUUUCUCAUCACAGGCUAUUACAGGCCAUUGAAUCUAGUCCCCUGCGCUGUGCGGUAGGACCUCACUGUUCUUCUGCUGCGUACGUGGCAGUUUGUAUCUGCUGAUGCUCUGAUGCUCCCGGUGGGGCAGGACACGGACGGGGCGGGGGGCCUCCCCUCCCUCGCCACCACCCCAUUCCUUUCCCGCAUCAUAGCUGUUAAAAUGGAAUCGGAGAAAAACUCCGAAUGAGGGCCUGUGCCUUUUGAAGACUCUUUAGUUUUCAGGGAAUAAACUUGGGUCACAUGGCACUGUAAUUAAUAACUGUCAUAAACACUGACACUGUGAGGUGCGUGUCAAAUCGGUAAGUUCUCUCAUAUUGUUAAUAAAAGUUAAAGUUCCACGAAACAGCUGAACUGAAUCCUCAAGGCGAGUAGCUCGGCUCCGAGUGCUGUGGACACGAGUCACAGUCAAAGUGGCGAGGCCUUGGCUUCUUUUUUUGUUCUCCCAAAGGUGAUUAUUUUAGACAUUUUGAAAAUGAAGAUAAGUUGAUGUGGGGAGGGUCUAAAGUCAUGGUGUUCACCAUGUUCUCGAGUCAGUUUCUUUUCACAAAUUUGGGCUCUAAAUAUAGUUACCUCCUGUCUCCCUGGACAUUGGAAAUAGUUAUGUAGGUAAUUGUUAAAUGCAGCUGAAAAGACUAUUUAUCACCCUGAAUAAACAGAAAUCAGGUUCUUAAACCAGAUUGAAAGAAGGAAAUUACAUCACACUUAAAUAAGGAAGCACUGGGCAGAACUGGAUGAGUUGUAUGACAAAAAUGUGCCCCUCCUCCUUGAGUGGAUUGGUCCUCGGCUUAUUCAUGAGGUCUGGCGGCAAGGUGAGCAUAUCUAGGUUGCUGUCUUAAGGGAGCCUAGUCUUUUCAAGAACAGUUUCAAAGAGGCCGUCCUCAAGCAAAAAGCAUGUGAUUUCACCUUAAUACUAAGAAUGUGCAGUGUGCUUUCUUAUGUAACUUUUUUUUCUUAAGGAACAUGGCCUUAAAUUUAGCAGCGAAAACACACAGUAGGUGCCUUAUAACCCGGAAGAGAAGAGAAGGUGAAAUUCCUUGUUUCUAGAAAGCACCAUUGCUCUAAGUAAACAUUGAGUAGCAGAAGCCAGUUUAGAAAGUUGCCUUGUUACCCGUUUAAGCUUCUGAUUUUUGCCCAGUCUCAGACUGCCCAGUUUGAAUUUGGGGAGUGAAUUUAAUGAAAGUUCCCUGCCUGCUCCAAAUCCUAGACUUACUCUAUUAUCCCGGGGCAGUGUCCGCACACAGGAAGGUUUUCCCUCCACUGAUUUAUACUCUACGUGAAUCUUCCGUGUAAUUACUUUUUUUUUUAAUGAGAUGAAUAUUUUCUCAAAAUUCGCAUAAGUAUGUAUCAGAAAAGAAUGAAGCCAGGAUCUGCGGAGGGCUGGGGCUGGGGGCCAGGGUUGGGGGCCAGGGAGCCACCCUGGGAAAUCAGGAUGAUGGACAGGGAACGGGGUGCAGCACAAAAUAAUCCGAGACCAUCGAGACACUGCCCUGGCCUCUCAGAAGGGCGCGGGUCUGUGGAGACAGUGGCAUAAGGGAGGGUCCCGAAGGCCUCACUGAUCUCUGACAGCAAAGAGGAGCAAGGGCAGGAAGAAGGUGGAGCCAGACCGGGCAGCUUUCCCUUAGAAGCCCUCCAGGACCCUGGAGCGGUGGACGAUCUUAAUUCGAGCUGUAGUUUGGGAAUUCUGAUCCGGCCAGUCGGGUGGAAGGGGGAUUUUCAGACCCCAGGCAGAUGGGUACCAGUGAACAGGAGGAAGGUCCAUUAGAGAAAUGACGCAGAAAUAGGCACCGGAACUUGGGAGCUGAACGCAGAUCUCCCGUAACUCAGGUGAAGAAUGGUGCCUUGAGGAGUAGCAUGGUCCUCUCAGAACACAAACUGGUCCGGCAGGGGGAGGGGGUGAAGUAAGUGACAGGAGGAGUUUGGUUUGCAGAGUUGGAGAUGCCAGAGGGCCAUCCAAGUGGAAAGAUAAUCACCAGACAAUAGGAAAUGCAAAGUGGAGGCUCGAGCCAGGGCUGGAGUCAAGAUUCGGGAGCCGUCAGAGCCAGGCUCAGAAGUCCCCGCGGGGCCGGGUGGGAGGCAAAGAAAGGCUGGACGGCCUGGGGAAACACAGGGUUUUAGGGUUUGUUGUUUUUUAAUUCCCCUUGAAUUAAACAAAACCAAGUGAUGUUAAUGGGAAGCAGUAGUUCCCAUCUGGAAUGAGUACUUAACCACAUUUUUGACAGACUCGGAGGCUGAAGAGUAGGUCAUGUAUUUGAAGAGUUACUGUGUCCAAAGUUCCUUAGAUCCCAGUCUAGACCAUGCUGCCCGGAUGAACGCUAGCUGUCAUCUUUUUGCAGUUCCUCCCAGAAUGCCGUCUCCUCCUUGGAGCUACUGAUUUUCCCACAUAGAUACCUCUUUGCAGUCGGUUCCCUAAUGAAUUGUGAGGCAGAGCUAGCUUUAGCCACAGGAAACCAAAUUCGAAACACUGCAGCGUUAGUUACAUUUCACUUGAAGACUGUGUUUCUUUUGAACAUGAACUUGACCAAAUGGAUUGAUUCCCACCCCUGACUCCAGGGAGUGCGCGCGCGUGUGUGUGUGUGUGUGUGUGUGUAGUAUAAAUAUAUAUGUAAUAGUUGCAGAGUUUGGGGAGAGGUGUAGAAGGAUUUCAGGUGGUUCCAAAACCCUCAGUUUAUAGUCUGAGGGACACCCUCUCGAAGUUUGCUCCCAGGCCCCCUGCAGGCUUGCCCUUUUGCGUCUGCAGUUGGACAUUACUUUCCGAAAGGAGAGAGCGCACAGCGACCCAGCCCCGGGAGCUCCGCGCAAGCCAGUAGGAAGUGCGGCCGGUUUCAUAACACGGCCCAUUCACAAUUCCCCAUUGAAAGUGGAGGCAGGUCACCUGCUCUGAAUGCACAAAGACACUAUUGUGGCCACAAGGGAGCUGCCUUGGUGAACACAAUUCUUUUUAUACUACAGGAUUUUUUUCCUCCAGAAAGCUAACAAGUCGGUGAUGGAAACAAUGACUAAAAAAAAUAACUUUUUCUAGAACGCACAAAUAAUGUUAAGGGGCCAUUGAAAUGGAAGUUUAGGAUUCCGAGGCAAUCUCAGCCCAGGCGAUAGUUACACAAUCAUCCUGUUGAAAGCUGAGAUUUAGAUGGCAUUAGGAGGCUGACACACAGUAAUUACUGGUCGUUCUCGUCAGCUUGCAGACAGGUGGGGGUUGGGCCUCCAGAAUCCCCCGCAGCGUUUCCCUGUAAUCGGGACGGGUGAUCUUCAAACGUGUGCUUUCAAACCACUUAAAUGCCAUAUUCUCCUUCCUAUCUGGCCUUCCAUUUUUGCAUCACCACACUCCCUGCAGCCCUCCUGCCGGUGCUUGUAGAUUGCUUUGAAAAAGCACCACAAACUGCAGGGCAGGGACAGGGAGGGAGGGUCUAGCAAUUUUUUCGAAAACUUGGUAUUUUACAUUUUUCUUACAGCUUCCACCUGAUUCUGGUGAAGUAAAAAUACAUUGGUUUUGCUUCUCAUCUAAAAACCCAACAGUGAGGAAGACGUCCCAGUAAUUUAGAUCUGAAUUGAUGGAUUCUUCCCCCCUUUUCUUAAUCCCAUGUCUUUAGAGACUGACUAAAGAAGGAUAAUGCUUGACCAUUUGAAAUAAUAUUUUAAAGCUGUUUAAAUCUCUGCCUACUAUAUUGAAAUAGCUGACUUGCGGAAAGUAAAAAGCUGAGAGAAUAGGUCAUUGGGCCCCUUCCUCCUUACUUUGUCACUGAAACAUUACUCUCUCUCCAUUCCUUCUUAUGUGAAAAAAAUGAAUAUUGCAAGUAGUUUUUUAGAGCCUUAGCUACAGAAGCCCUGUGCCUUCAGUGCUGUUCACGCCCAGGCAACACUGACGAUGAUAAUAAUCAGGCGGUAUUGUCCAGAGCUUCAUCCCCAAACGCCCGCUUACUGAGCACCUGCCAGUGCUCCAGGUAUUGGCAAUGAAUGACUGGGACAUGACCCCUUUCCUGGGCUCACAGUAUUGUUCUGGCAACAAAACGAUGCCCUGUAUGCCCCUCCCCGUGUCCCAGCACACGUCCCACUCAUCUGUGUCAUCCUCUGUCCUCAGCCCAGGGCCCCCAGCUCUCAGUCUGUGCAAAAAUAUUUGUCAAGAGAACACGAAAGCGUCAUAAAGCAUAUAGACACAUCGCCAGAGGGGUCAGUGUGACUCGGAGAAGUUGACAGACGAUGUCCUGAAUUUACUCUAAGCAGACAUGACUAUCUGAGAUGGCAAAGACGGAUGCGAAUGAACACCUCUGUAAUGAAUAUGGAAAGUUCACCAGAGGCAGUGGCGAUGGGGGACUCCAGAACACCUGAUGAGGGCAUGGAGGGGCCCAAAACUGAGGAACCACUGGCUUAAAAAAAGUUGUACUUACCUCACCCCUGUAACCUGUGCCUCGCAGCUAGGCGGGACAGAAAAGACGAGGCACUUCACGAGGGGGAAUGCGGGGAAUGCACUCUUAAGUUUGCCUUUAAAAGGGGGGAGGACGCUGUCCAGGCCUCCGCUGAAGCAGUCAUCCUGCAGAACUUGAUUUUUACGGGAGGAUGGAAAUUAGUGUCUUUGUAUAUAACUCUUUCUUCAUUCUUAAACAAGUGAUAAUUGGAGACCUUGUCUUCCCGUGGCCCACCCUGAAAUACAGAAUCCAAAGAAAUGCUAGGCUCCCGGGUAAUCUGGGGCCGUCCACAGACUCUUGCUUAAUCAAAGCGUUGGGUUCAGUGACUCUUAGUGCUGCAGUAUUGAAUAUGGUAAUUUCCGAAAUUACCUUUUUAUCCUGGGGGAGAAGGAGCCCCACGCCCUGCACAGCCACACUGGAAGGUCGCUUUCCCGGGAGAGGCUGGAGGAAUACUUGUUUGCUUUGGCAAGUGAGCCUGGUUGGCUGUACAGCUGGUCAGCUCUGCAGCAGGUCUGCCGUAGCUGGCGACGGAUUAUUUCUCAUUUGCUGAACACGUUUCAAAUCUUGGAUCAGUAUUUACCCCCUCCCCAAUUCGUUAUUUUUAAUGUCUGCUUUUAAAUACCCUCGUGAAAAGGAAGAAUCAGUGAAUGUAAAAGUGUCAGAAUUGAGUGAGAGUCCACAGUUGAAUGUUUCUAUUCAGCAGCCCCCAGAAUUACUCCUCUUCGCUAGUCCGGCGUGUUUCUGAAUCAUUUCCUUUACUCGCUCUUCCUUGUCACACCCUCUAGGGAAUGAAAGCAACUGGCUGACUACACAUCCCUGGGCUUCACCAGUUUGAAGACAUCCCCGAGUAAGGCACCAUGUCCACGGCAGGAGUGGCUGCUCAGGAGGUCAGAGUCCCGUUAAAAACCGGAUUUCUGCACCAUGGCCAAGCCAUGGGGAGUCUGAAGGCCUGCUGGGGCAGCCGCAGCGAGUUUGAAAAUAGCUUUUUAAAUAUUGACCCAAUAACCAUGGCCUACAGUCUGAACUCUGCCACCCCAGGCCACCUGACGUCCAUCGGGUCCGCGUCCAGAUCCGCCCCGAUGCACAGCAGCCACUUUGCAGAAAGUGGCCCCUCGCGGAAGCCCAGCCUGCCCCCUCUCAUCAUCCCCCCGAGUGAGGGCUGGGGGCGCCAGGAGGAGGAGCCGGUGGUCUGUGGUUUUAAGAAGCUCUCAGUGAACGGGGUGUGCGCGGCGACGCCUCCGCUCACCCCCAUCAAGAACUCCCCGGCCCUCUUCCCCUGCGCCGGCCCCUGCGAGCGGGGCUCCAGGCCCCUGCCGCCGCUGCCCAUCUCCGAGGACCUCUCCCUGGACGAGACCGACUGCGAGGUGGAGUUCCUGACCAGCUCGGACACGGACUUUCUGCUGGAGGACUGUGCGCCGGGUGACUUCAGGUCCGACGGCCCGGGCCGGCGCAGCUUCCGUGGGUGCGGGCAGAUCAACUACGCCUACUUCGACACCCCGGCCGUUUCCGCGGCCGACCUCACCCAGGCGCCCGACCACGCCGCGGGGGCGCCGGGGGCAGACCCCGCUCCGCCCCAGGCCCACCGGAGACUGAGAAGGUCGCACUCGGGGCCGGCGGGCUCCUUUAACAAGCCAGCCAUCAGGGUUUCCAGCUACGUCCACAGAGCCUCCCCGACCUCCGACGAAGACAAGCCUGAGGUGCCCCCGCGGGUCCCCCUCCCUCCCCGGCCGGUGAAGCCCGACUACAGGAGGUGGUCGGCCGAAGUGACGUCCAGCACCUACAGCGACGAGGACAGGCCUCCCAAAGUCCCGCCGAGAGAGCCUCUGUCCCGGAGUAACUCCCGCACCCCGAGCCCCAAAAGCCUCCCGUCUUACCUCAAUGGGGUCAUGCCCCCCACGCAGAGCUUUGCCCCAGACCCCAAGUACGUCAGCAGCAAGGCCCUGCAGAGACAGCACAGCGAGGGAGCGGCCAGCAAGGUUCCCUGCAUCCUGCCCAUCAUCGAAAAUGGAAAGAAGGUGAGUUCGACGCAUUAUUACCUGCUGCCCGAGCGGCCGCCCUACCUGGACAGAUACGAGAAGUUUUUUCAGGAAGCAGAAGAAACACACGCCAUCCAGCCGCUGCCCGCCGACUGCGGGGUCGUGUCAGGCACGGAAAAGCCAGACUCGAAACCAAAGACGGACAUGGGGGGCCACGGGAAGCGCAAACAUUUAUCCUACGUGGUUUCUCCUUAGACUCUGGGGUCCGGGCUCGGCAGAGCUGCCGUAGGAGCAGACAGUCCCCCAGCAGGUGUCCAGCAGGAUCGAGGCCCACAGGAGGGAGGAAAGAGCUGAACUCUCCGCCUGAAAGACGAGGGCUGGGAGCGUCGUGAGGCGCUGUCGCGUGAGGACCACGCUCGGUCGUGUGAGCAUCAAGUCUGUGACUUAAAGAUGUGAUUCAGGGAGAGCAGGAGGGGGACUUCUGUGCACGCACGUUAUAUACCUAUGUAUUCACUUGUGGUGUAAUCAUAGACACUAGUUGCAAGUUAACCCCUUAGUUACUAUCUUAGAGUAAUAUAUAUUCAGAAUGAGAAAAGCUCAAGCUGGAGGAUGGCUCCCAAAAGACUGAAAAUAGAGCAAAGGGAAGCAAAUACAGUAUUGUUUAGAUCAGAAACAUUAAAAAAAAUUUUUUUUUGUUUAGUGUGAAGAUUUCUGAGUCUGAGGCCUGUUAUAUUUUUGUUUCAUUUAUUUUUUACAGACAGUUCUUCACGGAGGGCAGGCCGUCCAUCCUGCCUGUGAUUUAACCUGCCUUGUUUAAAAAUCGUCCCAAGACCCAGAGGCUUUAGGUCCUGCUCUCUGUUUUGUUGAGGGGAGGGAUGGCAGCAUGUUUGGUACCAUAGUCCCACCUGUCUAUGUCUCACAUCUUGAAAAAUGGGACAAGAUAGAAUUAGUAAAUCAUUGUUCCUUACAGUCCCUGUUUUACUCCCCCCAUGGAAACCGUGGGGCGCAUGGAUGCCCAGGGGAGAGCAGACUCUUCACCAGGGUUGAGGAUGUCAGCUGAGGUGAUGAGGAAGGUCAGCCACGUGACUGGGGAGUAUCCAUGUGGGGGUGUGUGUUGUGUUUUUGGCUCUGGGUUUUUUCUCCCCCCUUUUUUAGACUGUCUGAAUAAACAAAUACAACACAAGCUGGCCUUGUGUUGCUGGUUCCUUUUCAGUAUUUCCUGGGGAUUGUUUGGUUUUUAAGUAAAACACUUCUGAUCAAGAGCCCAGUAGGUCACAUCAGCACCUGCUUGCAAGGCCCACGGCCGCUGCUUCCCUCGGAUUCGGCGAGACACAGCACGUGCGCUGGGAUUCUCACACCUCAGCUGUGUUUAUCUCGUGCGCAGAAGCACAGAGCAGAGGCGCGUGCUCGCUCCCGGAGUCGCGCGCCGCUACAGUGUUCACAGGUAAACGACCUGUUUACGGUUGAAACUGCUGAGCGAUACUGUUUGAGCUAUUUAAAGCUUUUAUUUUAGUAUGAACUAAAUGAAGGUUAAAACAUGCUUUAGAAAAAUGCACUGAUUUCUGCAUUCUCUGUACAGUAUUGGACAAAGGAUUUUAUUCAUUUUUGUUGCAUUAUUUUGAAUAUUGUCUUUCCAUUUUAAUAAAGUUAUAAUACUUAUUUAUGA